AUGGGUUCUAUAUUAUCAAGUUUCAGCAAGGGGAAUGACUCGUUGGUACCAGAUUUGAACCUUGACCUCGAAAAUGCCACACCAACCCAAGAAGAAUUUGAUCUUCAUAAACGUGUUUCUUCCCUUCUCCAACCGACCGAUACUCUUUUAAAUUCUUUACGGAACUAUCAAGGGUGCGGAGAACUAAUUAGGAAAGCAAUAUCAAACCCUACACCCGAAAAUGAAGAAGAAGCUUGGAAAGCCGUACAACCUGCAGUUGCAAAACUAAAACAAUAUUACGAGUAUUCUGGUGCGCUUCCUGAAUUGUUAAGCGCUUUUUGUGAAGGGAAUGUUCGAAAAAAUCUCGAAAAAUUUCAGGCACUUACAAAAUUAUUGGCAGAUAUACUGGACUUUGCCUUUGAAUUUGACUAUUUGAAGAUGAGAACACCAUCAAUUCAAAAUGAUUUUUCAUAUUAUCGACGAACACUGAGUCGAGGAAAACUUGCAAAUGAAAUUAAUACCCAUAAUCAUCAGACGGAUUUAAAAGCUGCAAUGAUCGAGGACGAAUUGGCAACCCAAAUUUCCUUAUUUUAUGCAUAUCCCACGACAAUGUUGAAGAAAGUUACAGAUGUAACUGCAAGUUUUGUUGAAAAGAAUAACCUUGGAAAAAGUGUAUCAGAAUGUCUAUCAGGAUUGGCGGCAGCAUGCUAUCAUUCUGUUACAAAGAAGAGGGUUCAACGUCCAGAAAUGGUCGAUUUUUGUUUACGAGUAAUGGUUGUGUCAAUUAUUUUAUAUGAUCAUAUCGAUCCGCAAGGUGCAUUUAAUAAGCAAUCACCAAUUAAUGCAAUUCAAACCCAUGGUAUAAAUGAAUACACAAAUCUAAUGUCUGCAUUGCGUUAUAAUACCAAACAUUUAAAUGAUGAUUCUACUCCAAAAAACGUAAAGCAGUUAUUAAGUGGCCAUUAA
Messenger RNA from Funneliformis caledonium, 945 nucleotides. NCBI's taxonomy places the organism in Eukaryota, Fungi, Glomeromycota, Glomeromycetes, Glomerales, Glomeraceae. The record is from the annotation of a GenBank genome assembly.